AUGGGUAACCUGGUGAAACAAUUGUGUGAAACAGCGUUUCCAAAAUGGGGUUCCGUGAAGGUUCCAUGGCUAAAAUCGGACUUUGUGAUUGAGAUGGAUGCUAAAAGUUUUGAUGAAUGGCAUGAUGCCUCAGCUGAUCACUCAAGAUUACACCAACAAUCAUCUGUCGAUUCAGAACCACUGUCAUCUCAAGCCGAUCAAAAACAAACAGUGAUUAGUUCUUAUCAAACUAAAUCAAAGAAAAAUUCAGAUUCUCUGCUUUGUUCCCCUUCCUCCUCAAACUCAGCUAGUCCAAAGAAAAUCAUCCAGGACUUAGAUGAACAACAUACACAAUCGGGUAGUAAGCGUACAAUGGAGUUUAGUGGUAAAACAAAUAUAAAUGUUGAUUUAAAUUGUGGACCAGCUCCACUGUGUUAUGAAGAAAAAGCUAUCAAAGAACGAGAACAGUGCGAUUAUACAAUAAAAAUAACAAAAGAAAUGGCUGAACAAAAUAAAGCACCAAGAAAAAUAAGAAUUUAUGCAGAUGGUAUCUAUGAUUUGUUUCAUGCUGGUCAUGCCCGUCAAUUGAUGCAAGCUAAAAACGUGUUUCCAAAUGUUUAUUUGUUAGUUGGCGUUUGUAACGAUACGUUAACUCAUACGAAAAAAGGCAAAACAGUUAUGGAUGAAGCUGAACGAUAUGAAAGUGUAAGACAUUGCCGAUAUGUCGAUGAAAUUGUAAUCGAUGCGCCAUGGGUACUAGACGAUGAAUUUCUAACUCAAAACAAAAUUGAUUUUGUUGCACAUGAUGAAAUUCCUUAUGGAGCUGAUGGACACAAUGAUGUUUAUCAGCAUAUUAAAGCUCGUGGCAUGUUUGUUGUUACUCAGCGUACAGACGGUGUUUCAACAAGUGAUAUUAUUUGUCGUUUGGUUCGGGAUUAUGAUAUGUAUGUGAGACGAAAUUUAGCACGAGGUUAUACGGCGCAUGAUUUAAAUGUCGGCUUUCUAAAAGGCAAAUCGAUUCAGUUUCAAAAUAAAAUGGACACAAUGAAGUCAAAGAUUAGAACAUAUGAAGAAGGAAGUAAAACAUUUAUGGAACGAUGGGAAGAUAAAUCGAAAGAAUAUAUUCAUAAUUUUCUGGGUUUAUUUGAACGAACAAGAUUAGCUCUUCAACGUACACGUUCAUCAGGCAUGUUGGUUGAAGCGAGUGGAAGUAAACAAGAUUUCGGCGGAAGUGGAAGUGAUGAAGAUAUUAUUGAUUAUGAAAAUGGUGGUAUGCGAAGUAAUAGUCCGACACAUAUUGACUAUAGAAACGUUAGUGAAAUAUAUAAAGAAAAUUAUAAUGAGAAGAAAGCCAAGGGUGUCCAGGAACAUAGUGACAGUAAUUAA
Molecule: messenger RNA, 1365 nt
Organism: Didymodactylos carnosus
Lineage: Eukaryota; Metazoa; Rotifera; Eurotatoria; Philodinida; Philodinidae
Source: the annotation of a GenBank genome assembly